Molecule: messenger RNA, 4535 nt
Organism: Peromyscus californicus insignis
Lineage: Eukaryota; Metazoa; Chordata; Mammalia; Rodentia; Cricetidae
Gene: Zranb3
Product: zinc finger RANBP2-type containing 3
Exons: 21
Coding region: 769-4002 (1077 amino acids)
Biological process (GO): replication fork processing; DNA repair
Cellular component (GO): nuclear replication fork
Molecular function (GO): endonuclease activity; ATP binding; nucleic acid binding
Source: RefSeq, a predicted model, not a curated record
GGAGGUUUUAGUCACUGGAGAUAUGGAAGAGAACUAUAUUCCUUCAGGGCAUAUUUGUAGCGCUUCUAAGGAUGAAAGGAGAAUUUUGUCCUUCAUGUGGGAGAUGUGGGGAAAGCUUUAAGGAUGUGGCUCCUCCCCUUAGCGGUAACGGGUUCCAAGCAGAACACCUGGUCUCUCCAGUCUUAGUAGUGGAGGGCAAGACUACUGAGUACUUUGGCUUAUGGAACUACAGUUCCCAAGAUGCUUUGCGACCCGUUUACCAUUUUCCUCCACUUGCUUCCUGUUGCAUCUCAUGGGAAUUGUAGUUCUUGAGAGGUUACCAUGCGCCCUUCUUGUCCAGAUGGGUAGGGGGAAAGUUUUGAGUAAUUUGGAUUUAUGAACGAGGUCCCAAGGUUCUAGUCAGGUCUUUUCGCCUCACUUAAGGAGGAGCAAAAAUAUAAAAGAAGGGUAGGGAGUUUUCUCGGGAUACCGCAGGGUUUUAGAGUGCUGGUAUUUGAACUCUCCCACUGUCAGGUCAUCCAACGUCACUUCCGCUUAGGUGCGGACACUUGCAAAAAGCUUGGCGGGAGUUGGAGAUUCUGAAGCUAGGGCACCAGUUUUGGCGGUCUGGGAGUUCUGUGUAGGUAGGGCAAGAGAUGGCAAAUUGAAUAUACUUUAAUUGCGUUUUAAGAAAAGAGUUGGUAAGAGUCGGGCGUCGUGGCUCAUGCCUGUCACAGCAGGAAGCCGAAAGAUCGCCGCGAUUUCUCAGCCUGCGCUUCAGAGCUCAGCAUGCCUGCAGCUGGUGACAAAAAGAAGGCCCCCACGCCUCAGAGUUCUCCUUUAACAAGCGAACCAUAUACACAGCUGGAUUUUUUACCUGACAAGCUCAGAGAAAAGCUGCUCCCAUUCCAAAAAGAUGGCAUAAUUUUUGCCCUCAGAAGAGAUGGCAGGUGUAUGGUGGCUGAUGAAAUGGGGCUUGGGAAGACAAUCCAGGCAAUUGCAGUGGCUUACUUCUACAAGGAGGAAUGGCCCCUGCUGAUAGUCGUCCCUUCAUCUCUGCGGUACCCGUGGGCGGAAGAACUAGAGAAAUGGAUCCCAGAGCUCGAGCCAGAGGAAAUCAAUAUUAUCAUGAACAAAACUGACAUUGGGAGAGUAUCGACCAGCAGGGUGACAAUUCUAGGCUACGGUCUCAUAACCACAGAUGCAGAGACUUUGACAGAUGCACUGAACAGCCAGCACUUCAGAGUUGUGAUAGUGGACGAAUCGCACUACAUGAAGUCCAGAACUGCUGCCCGCAGCAGGAUUCUCCUGCCCCUGGUACAGAAAGCCAGGCGAGCCGUUCUGCUUACAGGAACCCCAGCUCUGGGCAGGCCUGAGGAGCUUUUCAUGCAGAUUGAGGCUCUCUUCCCACAAAAAUGUGGAAGUUGGAUCGAGUACGCUAAAAGAUACUGCAAUGCCCACAUCAGGUACUUUGGUAAAAGGCGUCAGUGGGAUUGCAGAGGAGCAUCGAACCUUAGUGAACUCCACCAGCUGCUAAGUGACAUGAUGAUCAGAAGGUUAAAGAGUGAAGUUUUGAGCCAGCUGCCCCCUAAAGUCAGACAGCGCAUUCCCUUUGACCUGCCGCCAGCAGCAGUCAAGGAACUGAAUGCCAGCUUUGAAGAAUGGCAAAAAUUAAUGAGAGAUCCAAAUUCAGGUGCCACGGAGACGGUUAUGGGGUUGAUAACACGCAUGUUUAAACAGACUGCAAUUGCCAAGGCAGGUGCGGUGAAGGACUAUAUUAAGAUGUUGCUUCAGAAUGAAUCACUUAAAUUUCUGGUCUUUGCUCACCAUUUAAGUAUGCUCCAAGCUUGCACAGAAGCAGUCAUCGAAAACAAGGCUCGUUACAUCAGAAUAGAUGGAAGUGUUCCAUCUUCAGAGAGGAUUCACCUGGUUAAUCAAUUUCAGAAGGACCCCAAUACUCGUGUGGCUAUCCUGAGCAUUCAGGCUGCUGGCCAGGGUUUAACGUUUACAGCUGCCAGUCACGUGGUCUUUGCUGAGUUGUACUGGGACCCUGGACACAUCAAGCAAGCUGAAGACCGUGCUCACCGCAUUGGACAGUGCAGUUCCGUGAAUAUUCACUACCUUAUUGCAAAUGGCACUCUGGACAGCCUCAUGUGGGCCAUGCUGAACCGAAAGGCCCAGGUCACUGGGAGCACACUGAACGGCAGGAAGGAGAAACUCCAGGCUGCAGAAGACGACAAGGAAAAGUGGGCUUUCCUGCAGUUUGCCGAAGCAUGGACCCCAAGUGACAGCUGGGAAGAGCUCAGCAGGGAUGCUGUGUUCACUCACUUUGAAAAAGAAAAACAACAUGAUAUCCGAUCAUUCUUCUUACCAAAACCGAAAAAGAGACAGUUGGAAACAUCCUGUGACGAGUCAAAGGCGUUCAAGGAGAAGACUGUAGUGGCCUCAGGCCCUAGGGAAGUGGCUGUGAGUGACUGCAUUGAUGAUGGAAAUGGUUCUGAGCCCGAAACCAAAAGAUUGAAGUCACUCAGCACCAAGGACCACCGCAGUGCGCUGGAGGAAAGACCGUCCCUUCAAGCCGGAGCCUCGUCCGGGGAAGGUGUCCACCAGGUCAAGCCCCCGUCGGCCUCACCAGCCCUUCUUCCUAGGAAGGGCUGGCCCUGUGGCUUCUGCACGUUCAUCAAUGACUCAGCCCUUCCUCACUGUGAGAUGUGUGAGAACCCUCGGGGCAGAGCUGCUGGCCUCAGCCAUGUGGAGGAUGCCAACAAAAAGGAGGAGGUUGAUUCUCAGAAAAACACCUCCAAACAGGACCAGGCUAGUUUGGACUGUGUAAAACAACCCCCUGGACAGCCAGAACCUGAGCAGUCGGCUAAUAGCAAGGAAGAAACACUGGAAGGAGAGAGGGAAGACAGAGUGACGUCCCAGGCAGGGAAUGAGCAGUUGAAUAACCCAGGCACCCUGCCAGUGUGUGAGACCUUCAUGUUUUGUGCAAGUAAGAACACAGACCGGAUCCACCUCUAUACCAAGGAUGGGAAACCGAUGAGCUGUAAUUUCAUUCCUUUGGAUAUAAAAUUAGACCUUUGGGAAGACUUGCCAGCAAGCUUUCAACUAAACCAGAGUCGCUCACUGAUUUUGAGGUUUGUCCGAGAAUGGAAUAGUCUGACUGCCAUGAAGCAGAGGAUGAUCAGGAAAAGUGGACAACUGUUCUGCAGCCCAGCCCUGGCCUUGGAAGAGAUCACAAGACAACAGGCCAAAGGAAACAGUGCUAAAAGAUACAUCACUAAAGAAGAUGUUGCCAUGGCCUCCAUGACCAAGGUGAAAACUGAUGGGGGCCACAUCCGUCUGAUCACCAGGGAGCCCAGGCCGCAGGACCCUUCUUCAAAUUGUAGAGAGCUUGACAGAGCCUGCGUCCCGUCUCUGAACCCCGGCCCAGCUGAUCUCACUGUGGAGCCAUCCCCAUCCAAAGGCUACAUCCAGGCUGUGGAUAAGGAAGGCAGGCCGCUCUGUCUCCGCUGCCAGCAUCCCACCUGCCAGGCUGAGCAGGGGUCCAAAGCCAGCGCCUGGGACUCACGGUUCUGCUCCCUGAAAUGUCAGGAGGAAUUCUGGAUCCGAUCCAAUAACGGCUUCCUGAGAGCCCAGGUGUUUGCUGUAGAACAUGGUGUGUGUCAGCUGUGCGGUGUGAAUGCCCAGGAACUCUUUCUGCGAGUGAGAGAUGCCCCUAAAAGUCAGAGGAAGAAUCUUCUAGAUGCUGCCUGGACUGCGAAGCUCCCAUUGGAGCAGCUAAAUGAAAUGCUGAGGGACCCGGGAGAAGGCCACUUCUGGCAGGCGGAUCACAUCAAGCCGGUGUAUGAGGGGGGAGGACAGUGCUCCCUGGACAACCUGCAGACACUCUGCACAGUGUGCCACAGGGAGAGAACUGCCCGACAAGCCAAGGAAAGGAGUCAGGCGAGACGACGCUCCCUGGCAUCAAAGCACGGAUCAGACAUCACUCGGUUCCUGGUGAGGAAGCAGAGCGAGGUGUAAACAGAGCGAAUGGCCUGCAGGUAGAGGGGUUCGACACGAUGUCUCUUCAUGUUUCUCUAGUAUUUUAACAGUGAAAAGUUUUUAAACAUAAUCAAGAACUGAAAUUUAGAUUUUGUGCUUAAGUACCUAGCAGAUGCUGAGGUGUGACCAGAAGCAUUUCUGUGGUCUUGUGACUUCAUGCAGAUUGUCAAUUAUGUUUCAGCAAGAUUUUGUUCAGCUUUUGUUUCCCCUAAUACACUUUCAUCCCUGCAUUGUGCAUAGAUAACAUGUGAUAAAUAUAUUCCCAAUCACUGGACAAUUGCUUCUUGAUUUGUCUUGCUUCUGGAUUGUGUAGAACAUUCCAGAAAAGUCCGGGAAAUUUUGGAGGUAAGCCAUCAUUACUACGGAAUUCUGGGCAGACCACGACCAGCCUGCUUCCUGUACAAGAGCCUCCAAAAUGGGCUUGGGUGUGUGUUUUGGAUGUUGCCUUCUUUUGGGCCAGGCAUCUUUAUUGAAAAGAUACUUCCAUAAAUAAAUUAAUUGUAACCAUGGGA